GUUGGUGAUGCUCAUAGUACACAUAUUAUUCACACCUAUUUCCACACAAGCCCACGCAAAAGCAACGUGUUUUCAGUUGCAGAUGCUCACACUGAAACGAUAUGUUGUGUUCUUAGUUUUACGGUGAAAAGUGAAAAUAUUUGCGUGGUCCGUGUGGAAUUAGAUUUAAGAGCAUCCAAAAAUCACAGGAGUAAACAAUUAAUUUAACUUGACCGGCCACACAUUAAACAGACUACAUAAUUACACAAACUGUUGAUUAAUUAAACAUAUGGAAUCUGAAUUGUCGCCAGAUAAACAGAAAAGUGUUCCACCGGUGCCAUUAAAAACAUAUCAAUGGGAAGAUUUGAGACGAGCUCGUGAGGCGGGGGGAUAUCCUUGGACGCAUCUUUUGAAGAUACCAUUGGAAGGUGAGAUUACUGCUGAAGAUAUCAUCCGUGAGACUACGCCCAGAAGAAGCAUGUCGCGGGAAUUCUCAAAGUCACGAACACAUUCACCUGUUGAUAGAGAUGUGCAGAAGAUUUUGAACCUAGAUUCUUCACCAGGAAGCAGCCGGAAACAUGGUGAUGAAGGAGAAGACGAAGGUGUUCAUAUACCAAAUUUUUCUAAAGAAGUAUCUCUUGAUUCCGAAGAUGAUGUGAUAAAUCAAGCUGUUCAAGCAUACAUGGUUAAACGUCCUGAAAGUCAAACUAGUUCACAUUUAGCAGCACCUAUAGAGAUACCAACAAAAAGUAUUUUGAAACGUCGCGUGCCAGAGCAACAGUAUAUCGGGAUUUCAGAAACAAGAGAAAAAACCAAAUGUUGUCAUCCACUUGUAAAUAAGAUUAAACACCUCGCUGAUAAAACUCUUCAUAAACUAGAAAGGUCCGAACCUGAAAAAUCUCCGAUUCCUAAACGAAAGAGGAAUGAAGAGACACCGGAAAUCAGACAGUUAAAAUCAUCUCCCGGUGCUCUUAGGAGACAAAAGUUUAGUGCAAUAAAAUUAGGAGACUCUGAUGAAAUGAGCAAAACCAUGAGUAUAGAUACACCACCACCUAGAAAAAAGAAAGAUCACAUUUAUGAAGAUAUAGAAGAAUCUAAAGUCCAAGAUGUUGAAAAAUCACUGACAUUUUCUCCUGACAUUCAAAACAAAGAAACAGAAGAAGAAAACAGAAGUAACAGCAAUAAAGAAAGUGAAAGUAUUUCAGAAAAGAAAUCCAUUACUUCCCAUGAUCCAAGUUUAGUAGCUGAAAAUACUUCAUUAAAAUCUGAAGAUCAUAUUAUGGAAAAGCUACAUAAACCAAUAAAUAUAAACAAUGAAGCUUUAUUUUUAGAUGAAGAGAUGGAUUCAGAGGAACCUAAUGUAGAUGAAAUAUUCCAAAAUCAGUUGGAUGAGGCUAGACCAAAAAAUGAUUCACCAAAUAUAACUAUUACGGAAAUUAUAGAUGAAGACAUUGAAGUAACUAUCGAACAAACUACAACUAUACCGAUUGAAACAUCACCUAGUCCAAGCCCACGAGAGUAUAGACAGUCAAAAGAUGCCGAACCUUUCGACAGAGAAUGGUCCAAACCUAGCAGUGAUCACGAAUAUGAAAUCAUCGAAAAGCCGACACCGAACCUUGUUUAUACUGCUCCAAGUAUAGACGAAAAGCCAAAGAUGAAUAAAACAGAUGAUGAGUUGUCGAGUACGACAUCUUUGGAACGUAAAUAUUUACAACAUACAUCAGAUGAAGACGAACCAAUAGAAGAUAAAGAGAACAUUAUUCACAAUGAAACUGACGAUGGUAUAAUAAACGCCGAAACAUUACAAAAGAACAUAGAAGAUAGAUAUUUUGUUAAUACGCCUUCAACUGUAUCAAGAACUGAAUGCGAAGUUAGUACUAGCCAAGUUGAUUCGUCUGCAUUAGAAAAUUUGCCACUAAAACGUGACAGCCGAUCGAAAAAUGCAGAAAGUAUCGAUAGUAAGAUUCAACAACGCAUAAAAGAGGGUACAGGGAAAUUAAAAUCUCAAGCUGGCAAACUAAAAAGCAAACUACAAAGUAUAAAAACAAGACAAUUUAGCAUGCCUGAGAGACCUAAAAUACAUUUUCCUGAUCGCCCUAAGUUUAAAAUGCCCGAACGUCCUAAAAUUUCCUUACCUGAAAGACCUAAGUUUAAUUUGCCUGAUAGAAGAAAAUUUAGCUUACCAGAUCGACCUAAGUUCAAGAAAAUUAACAUAUCUGAAAAAUUAAGCCUUGGCGACAGAAAAAAGUUUACUUUGCCAGAAAGGCCCAAGUUUAACGUUCCUGAACUUCCGAAAUUUAAAAUGCCAGAGAGACCAAAAAUCAAUUUCCCUAGCUUAGGUCGAAAAAGAGAUAAAUUUGAGUCUAUGGAAGUGAACGAAGAACCACAAACAAUUGCAACCGUUGACUUUGAAGCAAAAACAUACCCUAGACUAUUUAAUAGGAAAAAGAAAUCUGAACUCCAAAAAACUUCGUCAUCACCAACAUUAGAAAGAGAUGAUACGCCCCCACCGAUAUUCACAUUUACUCGUGUAAAGAAAACUAAAGAAGAGCCUCAAUCAUAUAAUGCAGAGAGUCCAGAAGAGCCUCGAGAAUACGGCAAUAUCAGCCACAACGAAUUCGAGUCCAGAUCCGACGACACCAAACAAUUCGAUAUUCCAUACAACUUUGAUAGGGACAAUUCUAAAUAUUUAGAUGACGAACCAAUUCCAUCUGAAAGUAACGAUAAUAUAAAUUCAUCCAUACCAAACAUUUCACCGUCUAACCAAGAAUACAGUCAUGUAAUUAACGAAAUCGAUAACGACGAAUUUUUUGUUCGACCGAGAGGAAUUUCUCGCGAAAAUAUUCAAGUUAGAGAAUAUUUGAGUGACGAAAUACGACAAGCUUUCAAAAUCCCUAAAAAUGUGCUCGCCACUAUGGGGGACGGUUCAGUUUACAACCAAGACAAUAUGUAUGCGAACGAGCCAGAAGCUGACCCGGAGCUUAUGAUUGACGAGAAUGAGACAAUAAGGUAUUCAAAUGAAGAUUUGAAUGAUAAAGAUGAUGGUUACUACACAUUCCCGCCAGUUCGGCCAUCCCGGGCUAAGCGAAAGAAAAAAGAAGCGGAACAGGAAUCUCUUAAAUAUAUAGAUGACAGUGUAAAUGCAAGCAUGCAGUUUAGCGAAGUGGAUUUAGGAUUGUCAGAAUAUCCGCCUGACGGAGUACACGGGAAUUUAGAUGAGACUGGAGUGAAUAGUCAGCUGGAUUUCUCUCCAUCGACUGAUUUACACUCGAUUCAUGAGUAUGCGAACGAUGACGUAAUCGAGUAUCCUGAAAAUAUACCAAUCCAGUCUCAGACUCUGCCGAUGCCCCCGAAGAGAAAGAAAAAGCUUGGUAAAAAAGACUUUAGGCAUUCAUCGCUGAAUGAUUUUAAGGCUCCGUCUGCUGGUCUAUGGGAGGAGACUUGCGAGCAACCAGAAGACAUAAUCGUUUACCGGACCGAACACGAAUACACUGUGCCACAGGACAUCGCUAACACCGUGAGCGAACAAAGCCCAGUGGCUCCUCGGCGAAACAGAUCAAGAAGUUCCAGAGGUACUUCUCUUUGUGACGACGAUCGCACCUCACAUGGAGCUGAAUCAUUAACACUUGAUACCCAUGUGGCACCCGCGGAAGAUAUCGAAGCCGAUCGCGAAAUCAAGCGGGAAAGUCCUGGAUAUGCCACCGUGGAUAAAGGCCAGUAUGCACCAAGCAAAGCCGUUAGGAGAUCAAAAAGCAAAACCCCACCAGCUCGACGUAGGAAAAGUCAUAGCUCUGAACGUAAAUAUUACACAGUGGGCUCUACUAAAUCGACCGUGCCAGACCGUCCUCCAAGAAAAAAGUCUUCAACGAGCCUCAUGACACUAGACAGCUUUACAAAACGAUCUGUUAGUGGCGACCUAACGCAGUAUGUUGAAAUAGAUGAACCGCCGUUUGAAGAGAUACACAAAAAACUAGAAUCCGGGGAUGUAGUGAGCAAAAUGAAAGAUAGACCACUGCCCCCUCCGCCAAGACCACCAAGAGGACCAAAAAGGAAAAAAAGAAACACUCAAGAUCAUUUGGAUAACCUUGGAGUUAAAGCUAAUAAAGAAUUUUCAUCUAAAAAUGCUGAUGAUGAAGAGAUAAAAACCGAAGAGGUCGUUGAAAUUGAAGUGUCUACGCAGACUGAUCCUCUUCCCGAUGAUGUCGACUUUGAACUGGGUAUUGAGGAGAAUCUCGAUAUAUCAAUGUCUAGCUCACUCAGAGACAUUGUCGAUGAAGAAUCAAUGUUAGGAAGAAGUCAAAGUAGACCCAUCGAAAGUCCUCGUAUAUCCAGACCUACAUCCCGAUCUGAAAAGUCAUUGAAGCUUUCCGAUCCUAAAAUAUCAGAGCUAUCUAAACCCAACAUAGGGCGUACCUCUCCAACAGUUAUUUUAGUGGAAAGACGUGUUUCCAGCCCCACACGCAUAAACGAACGCGAAGAAAUGCUAACAGAAGCUUCUUUGACUGUCCAACAUAUAGAUAUCGAUGAAUCACAAAUCCCCGAUGUUCCACCCUUGCCCAAGUCACGAGGCAUGCCUCCAAUAACUCAAACACAACCAAAGUACGUAGCUCCGGUUGAAGAACGAGCUCUGGAAAGAAUAUCAGACGCUGGUAAUAGGGAAGUGCAACUGGACAACUUAAUUACCCAACGUCUACAAGUUAGAGAUUUAGAUGUCGCACGACUAAAUGUAACAGAACUACAAGCUAGUAAGAUUAUGGUGUCUGAUAUUGAAGGAAUGACUUUGCAAGUCGCCGAAUUAGACUCUAAGUCUGGACAUAUCUCUGUAAGUGGAAUAGAGUUCUCACAAUCUGUAAUAGAUGAGAUUGUCAAAAAGUUUGCAGAAAUAUCAACAAAUCAAGGUCCUUCGCAGUCAAUACAUGAAUGUUCCGAACAUGCGAAAACGAUUAUAAAGGAAGAACAAACGCAAACAGAUGAAUUACCAAUUGAAAAUGCAGAAGCAGGUGUAAAAUCUCAAACUAAGAAACCUAUACCUUCGGAAGUAGAACAAGCGGUAGAUGAAGAAAUGAAACAAUCGUUUGAAGAGCAUGCUCCGCCACCUCCCCCGCGCCCUUCUACCACGGAAGAGGCAACUGCUCCGCAACGUCCACCACCUCCUGAUCUGACGCCUUUGUUGUAUUCUUAUCUCCAAGAUAUAACUAUGCCCCCAUCGUCUUACUUUUCUCCGAGGGCGUUUAGAGAGUUCCAUGAGUCACAACACCAAACUCCUCCUCCGCCAACGAGACGGACCAAAAGGAAACCAGCAGCACAAUACUCCGGGUCUAGCUCUGAUGAGGAUAGACCUCGUCCCUCUCCGCGCCGAAUGCCUCCUCCAAUCAGAACACACGAGCCCACCAUAACCGAAGCUGGUGCUCAAUUUCUAAGAGUCUGUCAAAAUUCUAUUUCUAGAACUAUAAGGCACAUAUUUAAUUCGUUCAUGUCUUAUAUCAGUGGUAAUGAAGACAAGAAAGACGUCCAGAUGGCGUUGGUUAUAUUUCUUGUGUUGAUUGCUGGAUUGAUAAUGUUUGGUCUUAGCGACAGCAGGGCGAUUCACCAUCAUCACUGGGAGUUCUUCAACCCUCCAGAUGGGAAGCAAUGAAGGAAUUCAUGAAUAUAAUAUGUUAUCUAGUUUCGUUUAAGCUAAGUGUAGAAUAUUUAUAAUUAUAUCCUAAGAUAUUGCAACUAUGUCAAAAGUAGUUUAAAAAAAUUGCAGAAAUUUUAUAUUUUUUCUGCUGGGUAAAGAGAUUACAGAAGCACAAUCAAUCCACUCCUAAUUUUUCUUUACCACUAUUACUGCAGCGGUUAUUAAAUAGGUCCGCGUAGGGUAUAGUCUCACUUGCAAUUGGCUCUAAGUACAUAAUUUUAUUACAUACAUACAUAUAAACAAAGCGAAAGUGUUGGAUCUAGGCAUUUUUUCCAAUUAGACUUUCCAAUACAGUUUUUAGAUAAUAAAAUGUGUUAUUGUUAUUAUUAAUAUAAUUUUAGAUUCGUAUAUAUAUUUUUUUAUAAUCAGUGUAAAAACCCAUAGUUGGUGAGGAGGAAAGAUUGGUUUCAAACAAAAUUACAUUUGACCAUAAUUAAAGAAACUGAGAACGAAGGGUAAAAUUGAAAUUGAAAAUUGAAUAUUUUCGAAGAACGCAACUUUUUGAUUACGAUGAUAAUGUGAUAUACCUUCAAUAAAAUAUUUUAAUCCCUGCGCUAACUUAUUCAAUGAAAACUUUCUCUUCGCCGACUUUUUGGUUUUCAAAAACUAUUUUUCCUAACUGCAUCCAUUAAUUUACUGAUUUAUUUUAAAGGACUCUUCGUGCUGUAAUAUUAAGAUGGUCGUUUUAAUCUCUACGUUUACAUGUCACAAUUUUAAAUUCGAUAAUUUUAAAUAUAACUUUAGAAAAUGUCUACCUAUCUAUAUAUAGCAGAAAAAAUCUUUAUAAAUGAAAAUGAUGGUGCCACUAUACAGCUUUUAUGCCAGCUUUACACUAUCGGCAAACGGAUACUCUCAUAACUCUCAUGAGAACAACAAUAUGUAUGCAAUGGCGUCGACAACUGAUUCGCCGAUUGUAUGUUGCCGGCAUAAUGUAUUUUUGACUAAUGGUAAACGUUUGCUCAAGAUUGGACGUUCUUCUGAAAAUUAACAGAUUAAAUUUACUUCAAUUUAAAAUCGUAAAAGGAAAACAACGGUUCAUUUACGUUUUUCCGAAUAUUCGGACUAGUAUUUAUUGUCAAAUUGUUAUAUUAAUCUGUCGUUGAGUUAUAUUUUGUCUGCGAAAUUAAAAAGUGUUACCUAAUUGUAAAUUAUUUAUUGAAACUAACAUCACUGGUGAUGUAAACGUAGUUUCGGCUGGUGUUAUGCAUUUUGUAAAUCUUUUGUUGUGUAAUUGUAAUUAAAAAUAAAAUUUGUUAAAUCUU
This is a messenger RNA of Plodia interpunctella (Indianmeal moth), 6921 nucleotides long. RefSeq lists its product as uncharacterized. The record is from RefSeq and is a predicted model, not a curated record. Lineage: Eukaryota; Metazoa; Arthropoda; Insecta; Lepidoptera; Pyralidae. The transcript is spliced from 3 exons. The coding region runs from base 269 to 5614 and encodes 1781 amino acids.